AUGGGUUCCGACGGGAGGACCGUCGGCACGGCAGAGGAGCUCCUGCUGCGCGGCGAGCGCUACCGCGACACGUUUGGCAGGAGCGAGAUCGAGAGCGUUCCGUUUUUGAGCAACAACGACGACAACGACGACGAGGAAGGCACAUCGCAAGCACCUUCCCAGCAGACGUGGCUGCAAAGAUGGGGACUGCGCCGCCCUGCUUGGAUGGCCUCCAGACAGCAGCCUCCACGGCACUACCAGCCGAUUCGCAUUGGCGACGACAGCGACGACGUCGACGACAAUGCCAGCACUCCGUCCGACGCGACGACAGAUGUUGAGGCCGAUGCAGGCGCCGACUACAGCUACAGCGACGAGCCGGCGGCAAGGGCACAGAACAAGCAACGACGACAAGAACGACGCGACAGUGACGACGAUGUUGAUGAGGACGACGCUGAUGCUGACGCCGAAUCCAACCCCCGUCGACGCGUCGCUGGCGCGGCCUGGUACCAAGCCCAACGGCCCGGCAGCGUCAUUGCCCUCGUGGCCGUCCUUCUCUUCUUCCUCGUCUUUGCCGCCACGCUGGCCCUCGUGCCCAUGUUGCGCCUCGUCGAGGACGCCAUCUGCCGCCGGCAUUAUGGCCUCAACUACGGCGACGAUGGCGGCAGCAACGCCACCGUCAGUGUCAACACCCACAAGCAGUUUCUCGAAAACGACUUCACGCGCACCGCCACCAACGGCACCGACGAGCGCCUCUGCAAAGUCGACGCCGUCCAGGCCGAGCUCGCCUGGCUCGGCGGCGUCGUUUCCGUCACCGAGGCCAUCUUCGGCCUUCUUGCCUCGUUUCCCUGGGCUCUCUUGUCCGAUCGCAUCGGCCGCAAGCCCGUCUUCCGCAUCUCGUUCAUCGGCGCCUCCCUGUCCUUCGGCUGGACAGCGCUCAUCCUGCUGCGACGCGACGUUCUGUCCGUCUGGUGGGUCCUGACCUGCGAGGUCUUUUUGCUCGUCGGCGGUGGCGCCGGUGUCGCCGUCACCAUCCUGCACUCCAUCGUCACCGACGUCGUCGUGGGCGACCGCGCGUCUGGAUUUAUUUGGCUGGCCGUUGGCGCCGUCACCGGCUCAAUCAUCGGCCCUGGCUGUGCUGCGGUGCUGAUGAUGACCGGCGGCCCAGACGGCGAGGGCCAUUCGGCGUGGCUGCCGAUUUGCCUGACGCUGUUUGUUUUGACUCCCAUCAUUUUGGUCCUGACCGUGUUCUUGCCAGAGACUCUGCCAAAGAAGGUGGCAGCCUCGUCGUCGUCGUCAUCGUCGCGGUCGACCGCCACUACGACGUUCUCCAUGUCCACCGCCUCGUUUUGGAUGGGCACCAUCCCCGCCCACCUGCGCGAGACCUUUCAGCAGCUCCUUAAGACGCUGGCCGUCUUGCGCCGGAGCCGCCCUUCGCUGCUUCUGCUGCCGUCCUACUUGUUCCAGCCCGCCAUCCAGAGUGUGCAGGGAGGCAUCCUCGCCCAGAGCGUCAGCAAACGCUUUGGCUGGUCGCUCGCCCAGACCGGCUAUCUCUUUUCCUUCCGCGGCGUCGUCACCGUUGUCGUGCUCAUCCUCAUUCCGAUCAUUACCAAGUACAUUCUGGUCGGGUCAGUCACGGCCGCCGCGCUCCACACCAACAACAACAACAAGAAGACGCGAGGCGGCUGCACAGGUCUUGGUAUGUCCGAGGUCCGCAAAGACUUGUUCCUUGCCCGCACCUCGCUUACGUGCCUCAUCGUUGGCAACCUGUUGAUGGCCACUGGUACAUCCUUGUCAACCCUAGUUCUCGGCCUCGUACUCUCCACCUUCGCUGUCGGCUUCGGCUCCGUCUUACGGUCUCUCAUUACCCACUUUUUCCUCGAGCAGCAAAAGUCGACUCCGACGAACAUUGCGGCUGCUGGUUCGGUCGCGACCACCACUGCCGGCGGCCAAGACGGCCAAGACGACAAAGACAGCAAAGACGACCACACGUCCCGCCUCUACACCCUCACCGGCAUGGUGGAGACAGCCGGCUCCGUCUUGGCCGGCCCGAUGGUGGCCUGGACCUUCUCGUCGGGUCUUGCCCUUGGCGGCGCCUGGAUCGGUCUUCCAUUUUUCUAUGUCACGGGCCUGUGUGUCGCCGCGCUCGUGUGUCUCGUCAUCAUUGGCGACGGCAGCCGCGACAGUGCUACCAGCAGUGGUAGUGGUGGCCGCAUACGGCUGUCGACGACGUCGGAUCCGCGCGAUAACGACCAUGAAGAGGUCGGCAGUGGGCAGAUCGCGUUACCUUAG
Molecule: messenger RNA, 2268 nt
Organism: Sporothrix brasiliensis 5110
Lineage: Eukaryota; Fungi; Ascomycota; Sordariomycetes; Ophiostomatales; Ophiostomataceae
Exons: 1
Coding region: 1-2268 (755 amino acids)
Biological process (GO): transmembrane transport
Cellular component (GO): membrane
Molecular function (GO): transmembrane transporter activity
Source: RefSeq, a predicted model, not a curated record